GUCUGCGAUAAUCACAACUCAAUUUGUUGUGAUUUCUGUGAUUUCUGGUUUCAUUUAAAAUGUUCAGGUUUAAAAAAAAAGGAUUUUAAGAUUCUCGCAAACGACGAAGUUAGUACUUGGUCUUGCCGCCCAUGCCGCAACACCGUGUUUCCUUUUCAAAACCUUGAUGACGCCAAACUCAAUAGGGAGCUUAAUUUUACUGCAAGUGCUAAAUCCGUCUCCAAAUUCAAUCUUAUCACAUCUGCAUCAACAGGAUAUGACAAAACUUGUUCGGUCUGUAAGAAGUCUAUCCGCUCUGCCAUAAAUUCCAUUCCCUGUGGUCAAUGCCUUCAUCUCAUUCACAAAAAAUGUGCCAAGUUAAACACUUUCUGUAUAAAUGAAGUUGAUUCUCAUUUAACAUCUUGGCAAUGUCCACACUGCAUCUCUAGUCUAUUAUCUUCACUUCCUUUCUCGCAGAUCGACAACGAUGAACUGUCUACUCUUUCUUUCAACUCCAAUUUCUCAUGUAAAUGUCAAUCCUCGGGUAUCUCCCUAGUAAACUAUAGUCACCUUGAUAGCCUUAAAACUUGUAAACUAGCUUUUAAAGAACACGAAAUGCUAUUCAAAAAUGAUGUUGAUACCAAUCUAGAUGACAGCACUAAUUUUAACUACUAUGAUAACCAUGAAUUCCAUAAACUUACUCAAAAGCUAAACCUAAAUAAAAAUAAUACCUCGGGUAUUCUACACACAAACAUCUCCUCCGUCCGGAAAAAUCUUGGAAACCUACAAACUCUGCUCUGUAACCUUGACUAUAGAUUUGAUAUUCUAGCACUUACUGAAACUUGGCACACCAAGCAAAACAAUGCCUGUAUACGUCAGCUCAGGUUAGAAGGCUACCAUGACUAUCAAGGACUAACAGGCAAUAGCCUUAAGGGUGGCUGUGGCCUUUUUCUAGCUGACCACCUAUCUUUUCUUCGACGUGACGAUCUUUCAAAAGCUUCAAAAGAUAAAAAUUGCGAAUUCGAAUCACUCUGGAUUGAGAUUAAUAACCCUAAGGGAAAAAAUACCUUGAUCGGUGUUGCAUACAAGCAUCCCUGCAAAGAUUCUUCAGGUUUUCUAAAAUACCUUGAAACUGUUCUUAACAAAAUAGGCCGAGAAAACAAAUUAGUCAUACUAAGCGGAGAUUUCAACCUUAAUCUUCUAAAAUUUGAUAAAAUACCAUGUGCUGAUUCCUUUCUUAACUUAAUGCUUGCAAACUUUCUAAAACCAUUAAUUAUCCAACCAACGAGAAUAAAUGAUACUUCUACUCCUAGUUUAAUUGAUAAUAUAUUCAUCAAUUCUCUUCAACUGAACGCAGUUAGUGGAAAUCUUAUCGAUAAGGUUUCAGAUCAUCUACCCAAUUUCGUAAUUUAUGAUGGAAAAGGUAAAAAUAACACCAAAGACAUAUCAAUGUCGCGAGAUUAUCGAAACUUUGUUAAUAAAAAUUACAUAGAUGAUAUCAAUAAAAUAGAUUUUAAUUCUAGUCUUGUAAACUCAAAUGACCUAGAUACAAAAUAUAACUUGUUUCAAUCUCAGCUGUUAACUAUUAUUAAUAAACACGCCCCACUGAGACAAAGAACCAGACGACAACGUAAACAACAGCUUAAACCCUGGAUUUCCAACGGUAUCUUAAAGUCUAUUUCAACUAAAAAUUCACUCUAUAAAAAGUUUAUUAAAACUAAAGACAAUUUCUGGUUCCAACGUUAUAAAAUUUACAAAAACAAGCUAAAUCACGUCAUAAGACUGAGCAAAAAACUGUAUCACUUGUCCUAUUUUGAAACUUAUAAAAAUAAUUCUAAAAAAAUUUGGCAAGGCAUCAACGACCUUCUUCAUAAAAAUAAAGCAAAAAAUUCACGCAGCUUCCAAUUGAAUAUUGCAGGUAGCUUGUUAUCGGAUCGUAAAAGUGUAGCAAAUGCUUUCAACAAUUUCUUUACUAAUAUCGCCCAAAAUCUUGUAAAUAAACUAAGUCCGGCAAAUAGUCACUAUAAAGAUUAUCUAACACAGCCAAAUGCUGCUAGCUUUUUUUUAUCACCAGUUGAUCCUUCUGAAGUUCAUGAUGAACUAGGAAGGCUAAAUGAGUCUAAAGCCCCAGAUGCUUAUGAUGUACCCGUAAAACUUAUCAAAUGUAUUGGCAAUUCUUUAAAAGAACCAUUGACAGAUCUAAUCAAUGAAUCCUUUAGCUCGGGAGUCUAUCCUACUAUGCUGAAAUAUGCUAAAGUAGUGCCCGUUUACAAGGGAAAGUCUCAACUUGAAGUUACAAACUACCGACCUAUCUCCCUACUUCCUAUUUUUAAUAAAAUAUUUGAAAAAUUAAUGCAUGCCAGACUAAUAAAGUUCCUUGAUAUGCAUAAAAUAAUUUUUAAUCACCAGUUUGGAUUCCAAAAAAACAAAUCAACCUCUCUUGCCAUACUCGACGUCUGUACACAGUUAGUAAAUGCUGUUGAAAACAAACAGUUUUCAACUUGUAUCUUUCUAGAUUUUGCUAAAGCUUUUGAUACUGUUGACCACAAUAUACUAAUCUACAAGCUUGAAUAUUAUGGAGUAAGAGGCAUAACCCUAAAUUGGUUUAAAUCUUACCUAACAAACCGAUCACAAAAAGUAUGCAUAAAUGGCACUCUAUCAGAAUCCUGCAAUAUAAAAUUUGGAGUCCCACAAGGCAGUGUCCUUGGGCCCUUGCUUUUUCUUCUAUAUAUUAACGAUAUGCCGUUUUCGUCAAACAUCCUAAAAUUUCACCUCUUUGCUGAUGAUACUAGUAUCUUCUUCUCGCAUAAGAAUCUAAGUCAAUUAGAAUUCAUCGUAAACGAUGAGCUCAGCAAAGUUUCAGACUGGUUAGUAGCCAAUAAACUGACCUUAAAUGUUGAUAAAUCAAACUUCCUCAUAAUCUCUCCCUCGAUAAAAAAUAAAACAAAUGAAAUAAAAUUAGCAAUUAAUAACAAAUCAAUUGCUCAAAAGGAUUGUAUAAAAUACCUUGGUGUACUCUUAGAUAAGGACAUUAGCUGGAAACAACACAUUCAACAGGUAAAUCUAAAAAUUUCUAAAGGCAUUGGAAUACUAGCUAAGGCUAGGCAUUAUGUUCCUCCACAAAUCUUAAGGAACUUAUACUUUUCUUUUAUCGAGCCUCACGUCAACUAUGCUUUAAUUAACUGGGGGAGUGCAAAUCUGUCCUCCCUAAAACCUAUGGGCCGAAAUCUAAACAAAGCUCUACGAAUAAUGAACUUUGCUAAAAACACAGCAAGCUCCAAACCAAUUUACCAUAAAUUUGAUAUAUUAAACCUCAAUGAUAGUUACACCCUGCAAUGUGCAAAGUUUAUGUAUGACGUAAACACAGGCACGCAAAUGGAUUUUCUUUGUCAGCUCUUCCAAAAAACAACAUCAAGACAUAGCUAUGAUACACGGCAAGCUGCAAAACAAAAUUUUGCUAUCCCCAAAGCAAGAACUAACCUUAAAAAGAGAUUCAUUACGUUCAAUGGAGUUAAAAUCUGGAACGAAAUCCCACUUAAUAUUCGCUCUAAACCAGUCAAAAGACUCUUCCAAAAACAUCUCCGAAAUUGGCUUCUGCAAAAAUAUUUAUAAAACCCAAAUGCACUUACUUUAAACCAACCCGAAUAUCUCAUUCUUCGAUUUCUAAACUGAAAACGAACAGAACUCUCGUGUCACCCCCCCCCUUCGUUUAUAUCCUUGUUCUCUCCUCUUGCCCCUUUGUAUUUUGUUCUUUUUUUCUUAAUAUCUGUAUCUUAAUCUUAAUAUGUUUCUAUUCUUCUUCUGUUAUAUGUUAAAUUCAAAUCAAAAUUAUUAGUAAUUAGUUUCUACUUGUAAUUAACUUUUACUUGUUCCAUUGUUACUGUUAUACUGCAUGAUUAACUAUUACCAACUAGGGCGCUAGGCUCGAAAACCGUUUCGGUUCCUCCCAGCGUCCUAGGCAACUUAUUUGUUAUUAGCUAAAAUAGAUGUCAUAUAUUCUGUAUUAACUACUAUAAUAAUUAAUUUAAGUACCCUGUAAUUAGUUGCUGAAUGCCAAUGAAUUUGAAAAAAUUUGAAAUUUGAAUUUGGAGAUUCCAGAUAACGUCCUUGUUCUUAUUCUAAAGGAUAUUAUGUCACCGUUUACCAAGUCGUCCUAUGAGACCUGGACACCAAAACGACGAGCACUCUUUGAGAAGGGAUUCAAAUAUGCAUUCAAAAAAAUGAAAGAAACAGAGGAAGAGGGGAAUCCUGGCGAGGAAGUAAAUGAUCCCAGUGAUGAAGAAAUUGAGCAGACCAGGAGGCAGCUGUUUCCAGAAGGAGUUUUUGGUGUCCUACCAUGUUCUAUGUCAACUCCAAAACAAAAAGAAGACAUGCAUGAUCACAUAAGUGUAACCACAGAAAUGUUGCCAGAUCAGCAUUUACAGGGAGACUGCAGUUCACUGGCUGGUGUGCAAAAGGCAGAAAAAAUGUCAUCAGAUGAAAAACAAAAGAAAGAAAAAGAAAGCAAACUAUAUAAAUUCUGCAUUUGUCACAAGAGGAGGUAUGGGAGAAAAUGGAUCAUGAUCGAAUGUUCAGGUGACGUAGCAAAUUGUCCAGGAAGCAAAUGGUUCCAUAUGGAAUGUGUUGGGAUGUCCGAAAAGCCACCCAAAAGCGAAGACUGGUUCUGCAUAGACUGCAUGCGGGAGAGACAACAAAGGAGGCCUGUUGCAUUCAGACGAAAAAGGCAUUAAGAGGACAUUAUAGUAUAUUGUAUUGUAUUGUAUUGUAUUGUAUCGUGUAGAUUAUUUGAUUUUGGUUGAAG
Rhopilema esculentum is the source of this 4780-nucleotide messenger RNA. Lineage: Eukaryota; Metazoa; Cnidaria; Scyphozoa; Rhizostomeae; Rhizostomatidae. The record is from RefSeq and is a predicted model, not a curated record.